UGUUUAUUAUUUUUUUAAAAAUAUUGUCUUAUUGAUAUGACACUCAUACCAAUCUUAUUUCAUAAAAUGAGGGAAAAUAGACCGUGCAGAUAUUGGCAAGCGUAGAAAUCGUAUUGCCAAAAAAAAAAAAAAAAAAAAAAAAAGAAUCUCCACCUAUUAAAAGACUUAAGGAUGAUAUAAAAUAUUGUACACAAUGAUACAAGCUCUAUAUUCUCCGUUCAUGCGUUGAACUAUUAUGGCGUUAAAAGAAAAAGCGGGGAAUUUCAAACGGAGCGGAGAACAUGCUCAUCAGACACAGACUAAAACAUUCGACUCAUAUAUGUCUCCGUACAGGUGCCAAUACCGUAUUUAUUUAAAUUCACUUGCAACAUAAAACCAACCGUUUUAUAGAAACAUGAUAAUGUUACGAAUAUCUUUAAAAGUUUCCUCUUCGGUCAUAUAGUUCAGUCCGUUUUUCUCAUAAAUGUGCGACAGUUUAGAGAGAUGCGCGCUCCCGCGACAGGGCACUCGUUUGUCGACGUAACACCUGCGUAGUGACUCUUUCUAAGCCGUGAGGUUUCCCUCCGCGCUGCUCACACUGCUGUGUAGACAUGUCCUCCGCUCUGUCUCGUCAUGUGAUCUGGCAGUCCGAGGGGCUGGUGGCCUACCUGAACCCCCGGCCCUGGACCCCGGGCUCCGUGAUCCUGGAGAGCAGUUCUCCGGGCGGCGCGGGAGGCAGCAUCUUCCACCUCAGCGAGUCCGAGUGCUCCGCCUGGCUGCUGGGGGCGAGGACCGUCGCUGAGCUGCUGUGUGACAGGCUGGGUGUUCGGAGGUGUGCUCUGGUCAGCAGACCCCACAGAGACAGACCUGCUCAGAUCCGUGUCCUGCCCCUCCACGGUCUGGACGCAGAGUGGCGCCCCCACCUGGCCGGAGAAGAGGAGCACAACGCUCACGACCCGGGAUACUGCACCUCCAAAACGGCUCCUCGAUGGAGCGACUCCAGCCUGACUGACGUUCAGAACCGGAUCAGGGCGAGGCUGCCGCUCCCCGACGCGCCGCCCGACCUCACGUUCCUGGGCGACGACCCGGCUCACGCCGGCCUCUUCUCGCGCAUCGUCCGAGGGGAGGAGAAGCAGUGGCGCGUGUGGGAGGACGAAAGCCACGUCGCCUUUCUCACUCCUUUCCCCAACUCCCCCGGCUUCACCGUGCUGGUUCCGCGGCGACCUCUGACCUCUGACAUAUUCAGACUGCAGAGAGGAGACUACGAAGCGCUGGCGUCGGCCGCCAGGAAGGUGUCGCUGCUCUUGGAGGAAGGACUCGGCGCCUGGGGGGUGGGGCUCAUUUUCGAGGGCUUUGAAAUCGACUACGCUCACGCCAAGCUGAUCCCGCUGCUGUCACCUUCGCCGUCAGGGGAAGGAAACGGAGCCGCCACGCCGCGCUCCCCGCACUUCCACCCCACUUACCCGGGUUAUGUCACGUCAGAGGACGGGCCUGAAGCGGACCCGGAGAACCUGAAGGAGCUGCAUGCUAAAAUUACUGAAGCUUAAUGUCGCUGCGUUCAACUCAAGGUUUUUUUUUUUGUUUGUUUGUUUUUUUUGUCCAAUCACAAAACUGUGCUUGUUUUCCGUCAGCCAAGCAUGUAAAUAAUAUAAAUCAUCAAGCAAAUGUUUUAUCUUUCCAUCAAAAACAUUGAUGUUUUUUAUUCAGAAAUCUGAUUAAAAUAAUGUGAAUAAUAACAUUCCAGUAAAUUAAAAAAAUCUUCACAAAUGAGACUCCAGUGUAUGUAUUCUAAAUAACUUCUUAUUUAAAAUAAAUAAAACAAAACUCUUGGUAUUGAUUAUACAUUUUUAGACAAACU
Gambusia affinis (western mosquitofish) is the source of this 1837-nucleotide messenger RNA. RefSeq lists its product as uncharacterized. Bases 591 to 1526 code for a protein of 311 amino acids. NCBI's taxonomy places the organism in Eukaryota, Metazoa, Chordata, Actinopteri, Cyprinodontiformes, Poeciliidae. The record is from RefSeq and is a predicted model, not a curated record. The transcript has 3 exons. Gene Ontology annotation, molecular function: catalytic activity.